UUGCUCCGCCCCCUGUGUUUGUCGUAAACCUGGCUCCUGGCUACAAUAAACCCGAGCUAAGAGCGCCCUGGGCUCGCCUCCUUCUCCAAGGCGAUCAAUCGGAUCUCAGGCGUUCUACAAGCACUCUCUUACGUAGCCAUCCAGAAGGAGAGAGCUUCAACAACACGGUUGAUUUGCUCAACAAAAUCUACCUGCUUUCUGAACCAUGUCGUUGAGCCCAAAGCAUACAACGCCUUUCUCAGUGACUGAUAUUUUGAGUCCUAUCGAGGAGACCUACAAGAAGUUUAGUGGCAUGGACGGCGCAGGGAACCUAACCUCUCCACUGGGAGCUUACCGACAGCCUCAGGUUUCCCAGACUGGCAUGCAACAGCACUCCAUGGGACACAACGCUACCGUGGCGACCACCUACCACAUGCCACACACUGUCUCCCAGUUCUCGCACAGUGCCAUGGGGGGAUACUGCAAUGGGAGCAUUGGCAACAUGGGAGACCUUCCGUCGUACCAGGAAACCAUGAGAAAUAGCGCAGCAGCAACAGGGUGGUAUGGCGCGAACACGGAUCCAAGAUAUUCAACGAUUUCUAGAUUCAUGGGACCUUCCACAGGUAUGAACAUGACUGGAAUGGGGACCCUGACAGGCAUGGGGGACGCCUCCAGGUCCAUGCCACCCCUGCACGCAGCGCCCAGGAGGAAACGACGGGUACUAUUCUCCCAGGCUCAGGUGUAUGAGCUGGAGAGGAGAUUCAAACAACAGAAAUACCUCUCUGCACCAGAGCGGGAACACCUGGCCAGUAUGAUCCACCUGACACCGACCCAGGUCAAGAUCUGGUUCCAGAACCACAGGUACAAGAUGAAGCGGCAGGCCAAGGACAAAGCCGCGCAGCAGCUGCAGCAGGAAAGCAACAUGUGUCAGCAACAACAGUCUCCGAGGCGCGUGGCCGUGCCUGUUCUGGUGAAGGACGGUAAACCGUGUCAGAACGGCUCCAACACGCCAACUUUGAACCAGCAGCAGGUACAGCAGCAGCAAGAACAGCAACAUAACGGCUCUGGGUUGCUCCCUGCUUCCAGUAAUGCCAUCAAUCAACAUCAAAACCAGCAGGUCCACUCCUUAGUUCAGGCCCAAGACCUGGAGGAGAUAUCACCUAGCCCCCCUUCACUCCACAGCCAGAUCAACAUGGCGCAGAUAGACACUUCUGCUCUAGACUACACCAAUAACAUGGUCAGCUCCAACCUCCUCUACGGCAGAACGUGGUAGGACCUGCUGUCCUUUUACAUUUUUAUAUUUUAACCUGCGGAUGAGCUUAAGAGAAAACGAGACAUGUAUCAUGUUGAUAUACACAUCUGUGCGAAAAUUGAGCCCUUGGGUGGCUGAGAUGACAACACGCUCAGUCGCAUCAGCUGGUCAGGGCACAUUUUCUUGACAUUUCUAAGAGGGAGACUAUUUUUGAACAUUACACGAAAUGGCUGCCCUUGAAACAGAUUGUGUCGUUUCGGGACCUUUUAUAAUCAAUGUGAUGGACUUCCUCAUGAUGUUAACGUAGAUGGGGACUGGAGGGAAAAGGGAGAGAUAUAGGUGGGAUCAGGUAUGAACUCUCAAGGUACUAAACCACCCCUCAUUUGCGGUGAUAACCUUGGUAUAAUAUGCUAUUGAUAUUGUAAACUAAUGUAUUCAUUUAGACUUAAAGAAAGUAGAAACUGUAGGCCUAUAUGAAGUUUCAUUCCAAAACGCUAUAUAUCAAUUUUCAGAAAUGUUGGUCAAUUUUAUUGUUUAAAUAAUUAAAUUAUGAAAGAGA
Molecule: messenger RNA, 1790 nt
Organism: Oncorhynchus gorbuscha (pink salmon)
Lineage: Eukaryota; Metazoa; Chordata; Actinopteri; Salmoniformes; Salmonidae
Product: homeobox protein Nkx-2.4-like
Exons: 2
Coding region: 206-1252 (348 amino acids)
Biological process (GO): cell differentiation; regulation of transcription by RNA polymerase II
Cellular component (GO): nucleus
Molecular function (GO): DNA-binding transcription factor activity, RNA polymerase II-specific; RNA polymerase II cis-regulatory region sequence-specific DNA binding
Source: RefSeq, a predicted model, not a curated record